AUGGGCGCGCCCAUCAAGCGGGUGUCCGAGUGGCGCAAACUGCCUGUUAGCCUCACGGAACUCAGCAUAGACACCACUCUUCGCUGCGGGCAGUCCUUCAGGUGGCGCAAGAUCAACGAUGAAUGGAUAUGCACACUGCACGGGCGGAUCCUUGCUUUGAAGCAGGACCCCCUUCACCUUCACUACAAAGUAACCUGGCCAGAAACAUCACCACCAUCGCCGCGUGGCAUCCCAGCCUCGCCUCUUCAACGCGGCUCGCAGAUUCAUGAUGAUACUGAAGAGCUUCUUCGGCGCUACUUCAGCUUGGACCUGGAUCUUGGUGCCCUGUACAAGCAGUGGUCGGAUGCGGACCCGAACUUUCGCAAAAAGGCUCCCGAGUUCACCGGCGUGCGCAUUAUCAGUCAAGACGCCUGGGAGGCGCUGGUUUGCUUCAUCUGCAGCAGUAAUAACAACAUCAGUCGAAUAUCUCAGAUGGUCCACAAGCUCUGCAAUAAGUACGGGCCAUUCAUCGGCAAGGUCGACAAUGAAGCCCUGCACGAUUUCCCCACCCCUGAUGCUUUGACAGGGAAGCAGGUUGAGUCUCAAUUGAGAGAGCUGGGUUUUGGGUACCGAGCAAAGUACAUCGCAGAGACAGCGAGGGUUGUCGCCCAAGAGAAGCCGCAACAUUGGCUAGAGUCGCUUCGGAACCCUGAACACCAAGGCCCCGGCGACUGGAUGGGCUCAGGAACCCGUAAGGCGACAUACAAGGAGGCCCACGAGGAGCUCCUGUCCCUCACCGGAGUUGGGCCCAAGGUCGCAGACUGCGUCUGUCUCAUGGGUUUGGGAUGGGGCGAGUCUGUUCCCGUCGAUACUCACGUGUGGCAGAUUGCACAGCGGGACUACAAAUUCGGCAAGACAAAGACAAAGACGUUCAACAAAGUCAUGUACGAUGCGGUUGGCGACCACUUCAGGGACAUUUGGGGUAAGUACGCUGGAUGGGCGCAUUCCGUACUGUUCACUGCAGACCUUCGCGAAUUCUCCAAGCAGACGGUCAAGAAGGAGGAAGAAGAGGACGGUCUGAAACUGGUGACAACCGAGACCACGAUCAUCAGUCCCGAGGAACCGAGUGGGACACGGAAGAGGCGCGCUACAAUCAAGGUGGAGGUAAAACGAGAGAUACAGGGCGGGGGCGUCGAGAAGGGGAUGGUGCCGGAUGAAGGAGCAGCGGUGAAGCGUAGGAGGACGAGGCAGACUCGCUAA
Molecule: messenger RNA, 1239 nt
Organism: Purpureocillium lilacinum
Lineage: Eukaryota; Fungi; Ascomycota; Sordariomycetes; Hypocreales; Ophiocordycipitaceae
Product: 8-oxoguanine glycosylase ogg1
Biological process (GO): nucleotide-excision repair; base-excision repair, AP site formation; base-excision repair
Cellular component (GO): nucleus
Molecular function (GO): 8-oxo-7,8-dihydroguanine DNA N-glycosylase activity; damaged DNA binding
Source: RefSeq, a predicted model, not a curated record